AUGCAUUUUAUCAGCAGGGAUCGCGCGAUUCAAUGGCAAGUCCGGGCCUUCAUCCUUGUUUUUCUCAUCGAGGCAACGGUCUGCCAGAUCCGCUACUCCGUCCCAGAGGAGAUGAGAAAGGGCUCUUUUGUCGGAAAUGUGGCUGAAGAUUUGGGUAUCGAUGCUAAAAGGCUGAAAUCAGGCGGUGCUCGAAUAGUAAGUAGUGAUAGCAGCGAGUAUAUUCGGCUGGAUGUAGACAAAGGGACUCUGGUCGUGGGAGAGAGAAUAGACAGAGAACAGCUCUGCGGACAGACUUCGCCCUGUAGUUUGAAUUUUGAAAUGAUAAUGACAAAUCCAAUGCAACUGCAUAGCGUUGUCGUAGAAGUAUUAGAUGUUAAUGAUAAUGCACCCGUGUUUCAUGAGAAAGAAAUGCACGUAGAAAUCCUGGAAUCCGCUCUUUCAGGAACUGAAAUAUUACAAGUGAGUGCAACAGACACUGAUGUAGGCAUUAACGCUUUACACGGCUAUACGUUACACCCAACAACGCAUUUUAAUAUUAAGGUGCUGUCGAGCCCAAAUGGACAUAAAUACGCACAGCUGUAUCUUUCUGGUGCUUUAGAUCGAGAGAAAGAGGAGAAGCUGAUUCUCACGCUAACUGCUGUGGAUGGGGGUGAUCCACAGCGAUCAGGUACACUGAAAAUACAUGUAACUGUCCGAGACACAAAUGACAAUGCCCCCGUUUUUACGCAGUCAGUUUUCAAGGCUUCAGUUAAAGAAAAUGUACCAAAAGGAACAUUAGUGGCGAGGGUGAGUGCGACAGAUGCAGAUGAAGGGAUGAACGGCCUUGUUACAUACCACUUUAAUCGCAUGUCAAGUAAUGUUGCUGAACUAUUUCAUCUAGACGAAAACAGCGGAGAUUUAACUGUAAACGGUGUCAUCGAUUAUGAAGAGAAUAAAAUAUAUGAGAUUGGCGUUCAGGCAAAAGAUCAAGGUGGACAAAGCACAUCAACGAAUGUGAUAAUUGAAGUGUCAGAUGUAAAUGACAAUGCACCUUUAAUAACACUCACGUCGUUUUCUAGUGCCAUAGCAGAGGAUUCUCCGAGCGGAACUACUGUUGCCAUCAUAAACGUUAAAGAUCUAGAUUCAGGAAAAAAUGGCAAAGUAGAUUGCUCAGUUAACGGAAAUAUCCCGUUCGCAAUCCACUCAUCGCUAAAGAAUUAUUACACUCUGGUCACAAACGGAGUCCUCGACAGGGAGCGUAAUCCUGAAUACAACAUCACUUUCACGGCUGUGGAUGAAGGCAGCCCGCCGCUCUCAACGAAUAAGACAAUAACACUAAGAAUAUCAGACGUCAAUGAUAAUGCUCCUGUAUUUGAACAGAGUUUUUAUGAAGCUGAUAUCAUGGAAAAUAACUCCCCAGGAUUAUCUGUGUUUUCGGUGAAAGCACACGACUCUGACUCAGGCCAGAACGCACGAGUCUCGUACCUGCUUAUUGAUACAGAGUUAAAUGGUAAUCCCAUAUCCACUUACAUAUCUGUGAACGCAGAAAGUGGAAUUAUACAGGCAGUCAAAUCGUUUGACUAUGAGCAAAUUAAAACUAUCAACGUUUUUGUAAAAGGACAGGAUGGGGGCUCGCCACCUUUAAGCAGCAAUACCACAAUUAAAUUAAAUAUUCGAGAUCAGAACGACAACCCUCCUCAGGGACGCUGUUGA
Messenger RNA from Stegastes partitus (bicolor damselfish), 1692 nucleotides. RefSeq names its product protocadherin gamma-A5-like. The record is from RefSeq and is a predicted model, not a curated record. Bases 1 to 1692 code for a protein of 563 amino acids. The transcript has 2 exons. Gene Ontology annotation, cellular component: plasma membrane. Gene Ontology annotation, molecular function: calcium ion binding. Lineage: Eukaryota; Metazoa; Chordata; Actinopteri; Pomacentridae. Gene Ontology annotation, biological process: homophilic cell-cell adhesion.